Messenger RNA from Acromyrmex echinatior (Panamanian leafcutter ant), 2030 nucleotides. It is a transcript of the gene ras, whose product is annotated as Inosine-5'-monophosphate dehydrogenase ras. NCBI's taxonomy places the organism in Eukaryota, Metazoa, Arthropoda, Insecta, Hymenoptera, Formicidae. The record is from RefSeq and is a predicted model, not a curated record. Gene Ontology annotation, cellular component: cytoplasm. Gene Ontology annotation, molecular function: IMP dehydrogenase activity. Gene Ontology annotation, biological process: GTP biosynthetic process.
CAACUGACUAAAAAAUAAAGGCACGACAAUCUUAACCGAAAAUUAUGGCAGAUUUUGUAUUGGGCGAUAUAAAGGAUGUACCGCUACCGGACGAUGGCUUGUCAGCGGCGCAGCUAUUUGCCGCGGGUGAUGGUCUUACUUACAAUGAUUUUAUCAUAUUUCCCGGUUACAUUGAUUUUCCGGCAGAUGAGGUCGAUCUACUCUCACCGUUAACGAAAAGAAUCACGUUGAAGGCACCUCUUGUAUCUUCGCCGAUGGACACCGUUACCGAGUCUGACAUGGCUAUAGCUAUGGCUCUGUCCGGCGGGAUCGGCAUUAUACAUCAUAAUUGUACCGCCGAAUAUCAAGCCAAUGAAGUGCAUAAGGUAAAAAAAUACAAGCAUGGCUUCAUUAGAGAUCCGGUUGUAUUGGCAUCACAUCACACCGUCAACGAUGUUUUAAACGUUAAGAUUGAGCAUGGUUUUAGCGGAGUACCUGUGACAGACACGGGUAAAGUUGGCGGUAAGCUGCUAGGCAUCGUUACCUCGAGAGACAUCGACUUCCUCGAACGUUUGCCCAAUUAUCAACAUAAGUCGCUUAGCUCUAUAAUGACAACUUUAGAAGAUUUAAUCACCGCACCAGCUGGCGUAACGUUGCAAGAGGCAAAUGUUAUAUUGGAAAAGUCGAAAAAGGGAAAGCUUCCCAUCAUCAAUGAACGGGGCGAACUUGUAUCUCUGAUGGCGAGGACCGACUUAAAGAAGAAUCGUAGUUACCCAAACGCUAGUAAGGAUGAGAAUAAGCAGCUGUUGAUAGGAGCUGCGAUAGGAACGCGAGAUGCGGAUAAACAUCGAUUGGAAUUGCUCGUCGCAGCUGGCGUGGACGUAGUGGUAUUGGAUUCGUCACAGGGUAAUUCAUUGUAUCAGAUCGACAUGAUCAAGUACAUCAAGAAGCAGUAUCCGAAUUUACAAGUGAUCGCUGGCAACGUCGUGACUACGAAGCAAGCCAAGAAUCUUAUAGAGGCGGGAGCUGAUGCGUUACGCAUUGGAAUGGGUUCCGGAUCUAUUUGUAUAACACAAGAGGUAAUGGCUGUAGGACGGCCUCAAGCGACAGCCGUCUAUAAGGUUUCUGAAUACGCUAGAAAAUUUGGAAUACCCGUUAUAGCGGACGGUGGUAUUCAGUCUAUUGGCCAUAUUAUUAAAGGUCUCAGCUUAGGUGCUAGUACAGUUAUGAUGGGUUCUCUCUUGGCUGGAACAUCUGAAGCUCCAGGCGAAUAUUUUUUUAGCGAUGGAGUCCGUUUAAAAAAGUACAGAGGCAUGGGCUCGUUGGAAGCCAUGAAUAGAAAGGAUGCUAAAGGUUCGGCGAUGGAUAGGUAUUUUCAUAAUGAAAUGGACAAAUUAAAAGUAGCUCAAGGUGUUAGCGGAUCAAUAGUGGAUAAAGGCUCGGUCCUUAAAUUUUUGCCUUAUUUGACUUGCGGUAUCAAGCAUGGUUGUCAAGAUAUAGGAGCAAAGUCACUUACCACCUUGCGAUCUAUGAUGUAUAGCGGGGAAUUGAAAUUUGAAAGAAGAACGCAUUCGGCUCAACAGGAGGGCAAUGUACAUAGCUUAUUCUCCUAUGAGAAAAGGCUGUAUUAGUUGUGAAAAAUAAUAACUCGUAAAGCACGCGUCAUGCGUGCAAGAAAAGUACCUGCAUUUAAUUGAAUAUCAUUAUUUUACAAGACUAGUUAUUUUACAAGACCUGCAAGAAAUCUCUUAUCUGUCGCAAAUGUGCGAGGUAUAUAUUGUUGAUCAAGUUAUGACUCGGGCUCGACCAAAUACGACUCGUUUACCUUAGAACUGUUCUUUAUGAAGUAGGAAAACUACAUCAGGUCAUAUCAUUUAUUACGUCAGUCUCGUAUGUGUACUUGUUAUUUAAUGAAUGUCUAUCAUAUGGUACUUUGUAAAUUUUAUCUACACUUUAUAUUCAUAAUGAGCAAUAUGAAAAUCAAGAGAAUGACUUUUUGUAUCGUACAAUGCAUAAUAUUAAUACAGCUGACAAUUUUUUUACUUCAUCAA